ACAGUAGCAGAUAGUAAGUCGUACGAAUGUGUAGCUACCAAUGAGGCCGGCUCAGUAAGCACAACUUUCAAAACGUUCAUACGACAGAAACCACAAGUUGUAGGUGUUGCUACUAAGAAGGUUAACCUCGGAACGGCCAUUGAUAUAGAAUGCAGGGUUGUCAAGGGUAGGCCGAAACCGAACAUCAGAUGGUUCGUGGAUAACUCUGGAAAACAAUUCGUGCCAGUCGACGGAUCGCUAGAUGUGAUGCACAUUGCGAGGGCAGAAAACACACACACAGGUCGCUACAAGUGUGUGGUACAGAACGAAGCUGGAACGGUCGAACACGUCACUAGUCUUACUGUGGAAUCAAGACCAGAUAUCGUGACAAAGUCUAAAUCAGUGGAAGCCAUAGAAGGUGAUGUGGCAAUAAAGAUACCUUGCAAUGUCGUAGGCGUUCCACGACCCACGAUCACAUGGAAACUAAAAGGAGCUAUCAUCACACCCAAUACAAAAUACUCUUUUGACAAUGGAUCGUUGGUUAUCCUGAACCCGAAUAAAAUUGAUAUUGGAAAAUACACAUGUGAAGCUAAAAACUAUCUUGGGUCAGCCAGUAGCACGACCGACCUAACACUUGAAAAAAGACCCAGCACCUUCGGAACAACACACUUCGUGUACUUAUUAUAUGGUGAAAAUAGGAAUAUCGAAUGUGAUGCGUAUCGUUCUAAAUCUCAAUCAAUUAAAUGGUUCGAUAAUGAGGGAGAGUUGAAACAGAAAUCCAUUCAAAUAACUAAAGCAACAGUUUCAAAUGACGGUAACUACACAUGUCAUGUAAGUGACAAGCACGGACACACGGAAACACACACGUAUGUUGUUGAUGUUGGCGGCCCACCCAAACUAUUGGGAGAUAAUCCUCUUAAUGAUUGGCGUGGCGGAGUACAAGAAAUCCGAUCGAACUGCGACAGCGACGAAAAACCACCAGCUAAAGUCCAAUGGAAAUACAAUGGUAAAGUGAUACCCGAUAGUGAUGUGCAAGAUAUAGGUGUCAUCUACAAAUGGGGUCAUUACAGUUGCAACGUCUCUAAUCCACACGGCUCAGUAUUGAAAGAUUUUGACGUAAAAUCUUCUGUGUGCUUGAUACCCAAAAACUUGAAAGAUGCCGAGUAUAUGCCGCUCGUACUUGACGAUAAAGGUGAUUGGCCUACAUGGGAGACAUCAAAAUACUUUUCAGUAGUAGAACAAGAAGAAAAAAUUACACUGUCAUGUCCAAACCGCAAAGAUGCUUCAAAUUCCUUCAAAAAGUUCCCAUCGAAGACCGUAUUAAAAGCGUAUUGUGACAAAGAAGACGUAUUCAUAGUUGACGGGAAAAGGUAUAAACUUUCUGAUCUGCAAUGCACACAAGGAAUUCAACCCACCGUUGCCAAAAAGAACGUUAAAUGCUUGACAGGCAAUUCGGAAUUAAUAAAAGUAGGAUACAAUACUGGCGGCUUCUUGGAAUCUUAUGAAGUCUGUUUUGAUAAAACAGUGCGUAUGCCUCGAUACAUUCGCAACAUCGUAACCGCAAAGAAUGAUAAGCUCAGUUCCACUUAUGCCUGGCACACCUACCCGGGUAUUGAGAACAGUCACAAUGAGAAGGCAUUUACUUGUAAAAACAAGCUGUCAUCUUGCUGUUACGCAAAAUCUCAGCUGGUGGAGGCAGAAGACUUCAAAUAUGCUGCUGAGAUGAAUACCACCUUUAUCGAUCCUUUGAAUGUGGUUCCAGCCUGGCGCCCUUGUAGUGCUUCUCAGACGUCGUGGGAAUCUGUUAAUAAAAUGGUAAGAGAGCAGAUGUUUUACGACGAAUUUGUCGUCUGGUCUGGAACUGACACCUGGCAAAAGAAGGAUGGAGCUGUUAUACCCCGAUAUUUAUGGAAGGUAAUUCGUUUUGAUGACGAUGAAGUUUUUGCUAUCAUCCACGUCAACGAUCGUACACCAACAGACUCAGAUAUUAAAUGCAGAAACGUCUGUAACAGUGAGGAUGAACCAUGGUUCAAAGUUAGUGAUAAGUACACGUACUGCUGUUCACUGUCAGAUUUCUUAAAGGCAUUUGAAUACCACGACGCUAGCAUUGGAGGACCACUUAGCGAUGGAGAAUGAAAUACUUCAUUCGCUGUGAAGCUCCACCAACAGUCACUAUUGGUGGAUUCCCCGAUGUAAUAUAAUCACGGUCUACACAUCAAAAUAAAUAUUGAUAAGUUAAGGUAAUAGAGCGUUUUGUUAUCCUGUUCAUACAUCACCCGACAGACACGGUGACAGAACAUCUCAUAAAAAAAGUUAUAAUGGAAUUAUGUACCCAUUAGUAUGUCAAAACGCUUGAUUCUUCAAAAUAAUUAUGGAUUGGCACUUCACUACACUGCACACUUUUAGUAAUUAAAUGGCAAAUAAACCGA
Messenger RNA from Spodoptera litura, 2408 nucleotides. RefSeq names its product hemicentin-2-like. Gene Ontology annotation, molecular function: hydrolase activity; metal ion binding; nucleic acid binding. The record is from RefSeq and is a predicted model, not a curated record. Lineage: Eukaryota; Metazoa; Arthropoda; Insecta; Lepidoptera; Noctuidae.